Asterias rubens (European starfish) is the source of this 757-nucleotide messenger RNA. Its product is annotated as adenine phosphoribosyltransferase-like. Lineage: Eukaryota; Metazoa; Echinodermata; Asteroidea; Forcipulatida; Asteriidae. The transcript is spliced from 5 exons. The coding region runs from base 59 to 592 and encodes 177 amino acids. Gene Ontology annotation, cellular component: cytoplasm. The record is from RefSeq and is a predicted model, not a curated record. Gene Ontology annotation, molecular function: adenine binding; adenine phosphoribosyltransferase activity; AMP binding. Gene Ontology annotation, biological process: adenine salvage; AMP salvage.
UGUUGCUACUCGGAGGAGAACGUUCGACUACAACAUUUCCACCUCCAAUUCGUUAAUCAUGUCAGAACAGAGACUAGAAAGAAUAAAGAAGUCCAUCAAUGCCGUGCCAGACUUCCCCAAACCGGGUAUUUUGUUCAGGGACAUUUUCCCGCUGUUUCAAGAUGUAUCCGUAAUAACGGAAACCAUUUCCAUGAUGGUUGAACACGUCAAAGAGAAAUUUGGCUCUGUUGAUGUUAUUGUUGGAUUAGAUGCAAGAGGCUUUCUAUUUGGACCAAUGAUGGCAGUCCAAUUGGGAUGUUCAUUUGUCCCUGUCAGGAAGAAGGGCAAGCUACCAGGGAAGUGUUUGCAAGUGUCAUACACACUGGAAUAUGGAGACAAUGUUUUGGAAGCUCAAGUUGGUUCCAUUAGCAAAGGACAGCGAGUGGUGAUUGUUGAUGAUUUAAUCGCAACAGGAGGAACAAUGAGAGCUGCCUCCAGCUUAGUCACCCAAAUGUCUGGAACCAUCUUGGAAUGUUUAGUUCUUAUCGAGCUCUUGGACUUGAAGGGAUCUGCAACUCUGAAACACCCAUUCCAUAGUUUCUUGGAGUAUUAGAAGGCUUACAAUUUCAUCUCUAAAAGGGCUAGGCCAUUUUCAUUCAAUGAUCUUCCCUUCAACGGAACUCUGCAAAAUCCUACUAGGAGAUAUAAACGCCAAGCUGGCAACAGCCUCUUGCUCAAACAAACAUUGGUUUAGCAUCUGUUAUUAUGAGUUGCACAA